GUCCAGACGACGACGUUUAAAAACAUCAAAUGUCACAAAAGAAAACAUGACUGUGCUGAUGAGAUGAAUAAAGAAGUGCGGUUGGAGUGCACGGCUAUAUGGCCAACAAGCUAAAAACCCUCAUGAUCUCCCAAUUCUUCACACCUAAACGAGAGGCGCCAUAUUUGCUACCAAUGACGUGCGUGGCUCUGCCCUGUAAGCAUGCAACUGCAGUCCUGACGCUAGUUUUCGUGACGAAACUAACCAAAAUAAUAGGUCUCAAUACGGUUUUAAACAUACUCCAGCUCAUAAACUUACAAGAAAAUGUGCUAUUUUUGGGAUCAAAGUGUAAUUUUUCAUUCGUCUUCAUUUUGUGAAUCAUGGUGCAGCGGAUGGUAUUACGGUAGCAGCUCAACUACUGACGUGGAUUGUCGCUGCCCUGCGUCAGGAAGCAUUACGGUAAUGACGCAAUCAUGUGGAUUCGAUCAACGCCGCGCCCACUUUCCAAACGAAAUCAUGAGUUUAUCGCCUUAUUUUUGCCUGUGUCGUUACGUCAUCAAUGUCUUAUCGCCCUUUAAAUGUACUCAUGCAAGAAAAUGAAAGUACAUAUUUAUUUAAAUGAUUAUGUAAGCCAGUUUUCACUUUGUUCGCGCAGUUGGACCGGAUAUAACUCAGCGCUUUUAUUGUGAAGCCGGAAGUAACGUGCCUUGACUUUAGCUGUGUGCUCACAAAAGACGUGACGGAUGGCAACAAAAAAAAGGGUCUGUGUAGUUCCCGCUUACCGUCUUUUCUGAGAGAAAAUUUUAAUAAUAAUUUAUUAAAUAUCCAAUUUAAUAAACUCUCGGUUACAUUUGUGUCACUUUAUGCUUUUUUUUAAUUAUUACACUCUCCACGCAAACCAAGGGCACUUUAAAUGAUUGUCAAGGAAAGAAAAAUAAAAGACGAUACAAAUAGAUUAUUCAAAAUAAUAAUAAAUAAUAUACAAUUAUAAAAAAUGGCUAAUCUAAAUCAGAUAGCAGUUUAAGGGCUUUUCUACUUUUAACUACUUUCCAAAAUCGUAAUUUUAACUAAUAAGCCAAUGUGAGAAUGUAGGUUUUAUUUUCAUAAUUUAUGUAUAAAAAUGUUUAGUUUGCAGCAUAAUAAUAUUGACUAGCAUUUCUACGUUACCAUCAUUUAUAAAUCUGCCCAAUUUGAUCUCUUCUGUUGUAAAAAUGUGGAACAUCUCCAACUUUAUUUUGGACACAACCGAAUGGCGGGUGACUUCCGGUAGAUAAGCCCCGCCCACUUGGUUACAGUUGUCUUGACAACGGCUGCGAGUUGAUUAGACGCUGAAACGCUCGCUGCCCGUUGGACUAAAUGACAUUUUCUGGUGAAAUUGAGUAAGUUUUAAGGGAGUUUGUAGUCAUUGUUGCUUCUUAACGGCAUUGUUGUGAGAAGAAGGAGCCGCCAUGUCGGAAGCACGUCAAGAUAAGUCGGUGAAAAGAGACAAGAGGACCAGCAAGGUGCCUUCGGAGGGAAGCCAUGUGGUAAAAGGCAAAGACACCGCUGGCAAGACCAAGGACUCUCUAAGCAACGUGUCCUGCAUCGACGAGCACCACGAUGAAAACACGCGCUUGGCGCUCACGCUGGAGAACACCUACCAGAUGGGACCUCGCAAACGCUUCCCAGCCCACGCUGCCUUGGAAAUCCUGAAGGACGUGCUGAGGAGUUACCUGCAGGAGGAGAAGUACGAGGUGGACUGGUCUCGACAGAUGACCAAAACCAUAUGUGAUCCGGGCCCGCGUGAAGGAGCUGAUGAUCCGCAGGUACAAGCUGGUGGUGCUGGUCCACAUCGGUCAGCUGGCCGGACAGAGCAUGCAGAUCAGCAGCCGCUGUCUGUGGGAUGCCGCCUUCGACACCUUCGCCACCUGGUCCUUCAAGAACAGCUCCCUGUACGGCGUGGCCUCGGUCUACGCCGUCUACUACGAGUGACAAAACACCUGCCAUUGUUGUUAGCCUGGUCCUUGGUCUUGGUCUGCCAGUACACCUGGUCUGGUGUCGCCACCUUGUUGGGACAGUCCUUCUCUGCCAAGACAGCACUCAACCACCAGGCCACAAUAAAGUUAGUACAGCGUCUACUUUGACUAGUAACCAGUAAUCUCAUUACUUUUAGCUCCAUUACACUUGAUGUAACCUGUAAUGGACCAUCCAAACAAUAGCCCGUUUGUUGACAAGAAGCUAUGACAGCCAUGGAAGCACAUUUAAUAUCUUUAUUCAGCAGAGGUAACACAAUCCGGUGAGAAGAAUAUUGAACAACAAAUCCAUGAAGGGACAAACUUGCCAUCCAAACAACAGCCCGUUUGUUGACAAGAAGAUAUGAAGCACAUGCGAUGUCUUUAUUCAGCAGAGGUAAACACAAGAUUCGAAAGAGCAGACACACUGCCGCUGCUAACUGCUAAAGCUAACAAACGCAGCACGCGGCGAAACCCUUGAUGACGUCACACGUCACUAGGCAACAGGCCCCGCCUUUUAAAAGCACACAGUCCGCACUGUGCUCUGUAUGAAUUGUCUUUCAACUGCAAAUGCUAGAUAUUUAACAUUUAACUACUUUACUUAGUAAUUAGUUACAUUUACUUCAGAGUAAUUUUUUGCGUAACUCAAUUACUUUUUUGAUAAAGGAACGAGUAACUAUAAUUACUUUUUCAGGCAUAAACAUGGUCAGUCAUUUGCAGGCAUGAGUGUAGUUAAAAUGGAGUUCAAAUGUAAUUAAAAUGGAGUUCAAAUCUAGUUAAAAUGUAAUUAAAAUGGAGAUAAAAUGUAAUUAAAAUGGAGUUAACAUUUAAUUAAAAUGGAGUUAAAAUCUAGUUAAAAUGGAGUUAAAAUGUAAUUAAAAUGGAGUUAAAAUCUAGUUAAAAUGGAGUUAAAAUGUAAUUAAAAUGGAGUUAAAAUCUAGUUAAAAUGGAGUUAGAAUGUGAUUAAAAUAGAGUUAAAAUGUAAUUAAAAUGGAGUUCAAAUCUAGUUCAAAUGGAGUUAAAAUGCAAUUACAAUGGAGUUAAAAUCUAGUUCAAAUGGAGUUAAAAUGUAAUUAAAAUUGAGUUAAAAUCUAGUUCAAAUGGAGUUAAAAUGUAAUUAAAAUGGAGUCAAAAUUUAGUUCAAAUGGAGUUAAAAUGUAAUUAAAAUGGAGUUAAUAUCUAGUUAAAAUGGAGUUAAAAUGUAAUUAAAAUUGAGUUAAAAUCUAGUUAAAAUGUAUUUAAAAUGGAGUUAAAAUCUAGUUAAAAUGUAUUUAAAAUGGAGUUAAAAUGAAGUUAAAAUGUAAUUAAAAUUUUGUUAAAAUGGAGUUAAAAUGGAGUUCAAAUGUAAUUAAAAUGCAGUUAAAAUCUAGUUCAAAUGGAGUUAAAAUGUAAUUAAAAUGGAGUUAAUAUCUAGUUAAAAUGGAGUUAAAAUGUAAUUAAAAUUGAGUUAAAUUGUAAUUAAAAUUGAGUUAAAAUCUAGUUAAAAUGUAAUUAAAAUGGAGUUAAAAUCUAGUUCAAAUGUAACUAAAAUUGAGUUAAAAUCUAGUUAAAAUGGAGUUAAAAUGUAAUUCAAAUGUAAUUCAAAUUGAGUUAAAAUCUAGUUAAAAUGUUAUUAAAAUGGAGUUAAAAUCUAGUUAAAAUGUAACUAAAAUGGAGUUAAAAUCUAGUUAAAAUGUAAUUAAAAUGGAGUUAGAAUCUAGUUAAAAUGUAACUAAAAUGGAGUUAAAAUCUAAUUCAAUGGAGUUCAAAUGUGCUGACUGGUGUAAAAAUGCUGCUAAACCCAGAAAGUGCAAACUGAUAAAAAGCUUUUUAUCACAUUUUAAAAUCAGGACUAAGGUUUAAAUGGACUGAGACUAAUCCAUGCCUUUGUCUCCGGCAGGUUAGACCAGGGCUUCUUAACAUUUUUGUCCUCGGGGGCCCAACUUUUCCACAAUACAGGGGCCCACUCAAAUAUUAACACUAAAUGAGUAAUCUUACUCUUAGACUUUGAAGUGUUGAUCACAGAGAUGAUGAUCAAGGCUUAGGUCAGGCUGAUUGCAACAAAUAUUUGUUUUUAUAUCAUGUUUUUUUUACAAAGUGCUCAAAUAAACUAACUAAAUAAUAAUACUAAAUGUUUAGUAUUAUUAUUUAGAACUGAAAUGACAGCUUCACCACUUCAGUCAUAUUUUUGCAGCUAAGAAACCAGACUUCUUCUGUGUGUGUGAUAUUGUCACUACUGCCACACGUGGUGGAAAAGUGCAUUACACCUGAGAAACAUAGUUUUGGGGGCCCCUCUAGAGGGCCCUCGCUGACCAACAACGUGUGAAGAAACACUGGGUUAGACUACUGUCCUGGUCUUCUCACUGGACUCUAAAGCAGCUGCAGAACAUCCACAAUGCUGCUGCUCGAGUCCUGACUAGAACCAGGAAAUAUGACCAUAUUAGUCCAGUGCUUAGGUCACUGCACUGACUUCCUGUUGCUCAGAGAAUAGACUUUAAAACAUCUCUCUCUGUGUACAAGAACCAUAUGAACCAUCUCUAGCUCUAAGGAACCUCUAGAACCAUAUUAACCAUCUCUAGCUCUAAGGAACCUCAGGAAGUGGUCUCCUGCUGACAUGUUAGAACCAUAUGAACCAUCUCAACCUCAGGAAGUGGUCUCCUGCUGACAUGUUAGAACCAUAAGAACCAUCUCCACCUCAGGAAGUGGUCUCCUGCUGACAUGUUAGAACCAUAUGAACCAUCUCAACCUCAGGAAAUGGUCUCCUGCUAACAUGUUAGAACCUUAAAAACCAUCUCAACCUCAGGAAGUGGUCUCCUGCUGACAUGUUAGAACCUUAAGAACCAUCUCAACCUCAGGAAGUGGUCUCCUGCUGACAUGUUAGAACCAUAUGAACCAUCUCAACCUCAGGAAAUGGUCUCCUGCUGACAUGUUAGAACCAUAUGAACCAUCUCAACCUCAGGAAGUGGUCUCCUGCUGACAUGUUAGAACCAUAUGAACCAUCUCAACCUCAGGAAAUGGUCUCCUGCUGACAUGUUAGAACCAUAUGAA
Messenger RNA from Entelurus aequoreus (snake pipefish), 4997 nucleotides. It is a transcript of the gene dynlt5, whose product is annotated as dynein light chain Tctex-type family member 5. Gene Ontology annotation, biological process: microtubule-based movement. The record is from RefSeq and is a predicted model, not a curated record. The transcript is spliced from 4 exons. Gene Ontology annotation, molecular function: dynein intermediate chain binding. The coding region runs from base 1428 to 2102 and encodes 224 amino acids. Lineage: Eukaryota; Metazoa; Chordata; Actinopteri; Syngnathiformes; Syngnathidae. Gene Ontology annotation, cellular component: cytoplasmic dynein complex; cytoplasm.